Molecule: messenger RNA, 597 nt
Organism: Hyaloscypha bicolor E
Lineage: Eukaryota; Fungi; Ascomycota; Leotiomycetes; Helotiales; Hyaloscyphaceae
Exons: 1
Coding region: 1-597 (198 amino acids)
Source: RefSeq, a predicted model, not a curated record
AUGGCAUCUAAGCCUACGGGACCGCAGACCUCCUGUCCCGUCUGCAAAGCCUCCCUCCCGAUAAAUCCACAAUACCCAAACUACUUGUGUUGGUCAUGUCACGACAAAGCAACCGACGCACAUGGCCGAAGGCUUACAUUUCAAACAUCCAGUACCGGCGGCUUUGAAGCACAUUUCAAAGACGAUGGAUGCCUUGCCGGCGAAGUCACCAAAAGCCAUGCCGUCUACGUCGGAGCUCUCAAAGUUUGGGCGGAUGAAGGACGCAUGGGCGGAACCGUACUUACGCCUUAUCGCGAAAGAAUCCAGCCUCACAGCACAUAUCCUAUCUGCCAUACUUCAGUUCAGAUCAACCCACGCUAUCCAAAUUACUUGUGUUGGGGGUGUUGCGACAGAGCAGUUGACGCCCAGGGUCGGCAGCUUGAAUUCUACAAUGCCUCCAUGUCCGGCGGAUUCGAAGCACGUUUCAAGCAUGAUGGGUCACCUGCUCCUGAAGUUACUGAAAGCCAUACCGUCUACGUCGGGUUUCUGAAAGUCUGGGCUGAUGAGGCGCGCUUUGGAAGGAUUGUUCUCACGCCUUAUCGUGAGAAAAAGUCGUAA